AUGUCGCUUCGCACACACCUGAUCAAGAUGAGUUUCAUGCUGAGACCGAAGCCCGCCGUUUUGUUUGUUUGGAUUCGGGUGAAGCUGGCUGCAGUGGCUGCCGUGUUAUAUGUGAUCGUCCGGUGUUUGAAUCUGAAGAGCCCCACGCACCGCUUCGACCUCACUUCAGGACUCGCUCGCCGCCUGCUCGGGUCCUGUCCCCUUCUGACCAAAGAAUACAUCCCACCGUUGAUCUGGGGGAAAAGUGGACACAUCCAAACAGCCUUGUAUGGGAAGAUGGGAAGGGUGAGGUCGCCACACCCGUAUGGGCACCGGAAGUUCAUCACCAUGUCCGACGGAGCCACUUCGACCUUCGACCUCUUUGAGCCCUUGGCUGAGCACUGUGUUGGAGAUGACAUUACCAUGGUCAUCUGCCCCGGAAUCGCCAAUCACAGCGAGAAGCAGUACAUCCGCACCUUUGUCGACUACGCGCAGAAAAAUGGCUACCGGUGCGCCGUGCUCAACCACCUGGGCGCCUUGCCCAACAUUGAGCUGACGUCACCACGCAUGUUCACCUACGGCUGCACCUGGGAAUUUGGAGCCAUGGUAAACUACAUCAAGAAGACCUAUCCCCAGACCCAGCUGGUCGUCGUGGGCUUCAGCCUGGGCGGUAACAUCGUGUGUAAAUACCUGGGGGAGAUUCAGGCCAACCAAGAGAAGGUCCUGUGCUGUGUCAGCGUGUGCCAGGGGUACAGCGCGCUGAGGGCCCAGGAGACCUUCAUGCAGUGGGACCAGUGCCGGCGCUUCUACAACUUCCUCAUGGCGGACAACAUGAAGAAGAUCAUCCUCUCGCACAGGCAAGCUCUUUUCGGAGACCAUGUUAAGAAACCCCAGAGCCUGGAGGACACUGACUUGAGCCGCCUCUACACAGCCACGUCCCUGAUGCAGAUUGAUGACAACGUGAUGAGGAAGUUCCACGGCUACAGCUCCCUGAAGGAAUAUUAUGAGGAGGAGAGCUGCAUGCGGUACCUGCACAGGAUUUAUGUGCCUCUCAUGCUGGUCAACGCAGCUGAUGACCCCUUGGUGCAUGAAAGCCUCCUAACCAUUCCAAAAUCUCUUUCAGAGAAACGGGAGAACGUCAUGUUUGUGCUGCCUCUGCACGGGGGCCACCUGGGCUUCUUUGAGGGUUCCGUGCUGUUCCCCGAGCCCCUGACGUGGAUGGAUAAGCUGGUGGUGGAGUAUGCCAACGCCAUCUGCCAGUGGGAGCGGAACAAGUCUCAGUGCUCUGACACGGAGCAGGUGGAGGCCGACCUGGAGUGAGGCCUCCCGGACUCCGGCGCGCUCCAGCUGCCUCCCCUGGAACCCGCGUCCAUCACCGGCUGUUUCAGGUCCCCCCCCACCCCCCACCUCCCUCAGUGACCUGGAUCUGACCUCACACCAUCAGCGGGGACCACCCACCAGGCGCACCUGCGCUGGAGCAGGCCGCCAGUCCCUGGGGGCUCCAGCCUAUUUUUGUGCUUAGUUACUGGUUUUCUCCACCGCCUUGUUCUCCACGGUGACUAGCGACAGGAUUCUCACCCUCCUGUCCCAGUCUCGGCAUUUGAUUGCUCUUAAGCCAAUUACAU
Puma concolor (puma) is the source of this 1604-nucleotide messenger RNA. Lineage: Eukaryota; Metazoa; Chordata; Mammalia; Carnivora; Felidae. The record is from RefSeq and is a predicted model, not a curated record.